AUGAGCUCUUCCACGCCCGUCCACGAGCCCACUCAUCGCAAACGCGAGCUCCCCCAGAGCGAACUCGAAGCUACCGCCCAGCUCAAGCUCGGCGAAUUCCAGCAUGUGCCGACCCUAUCUCUGUCCGAAGCUCGACUGGUGAUCAACAAGGUCCUUGACCUGCGGAGGAAAGGGGAGAGCAAGUUUGAAGAGCGAGAGACCCUGGUCAAAACACAGGACUAUCUCGAAGUGUUCGCCAGAUUCAAGGAAAAAGAGAAUAUCGAGGCUGUCGAGCGUCUUCUCUCUGCGCAUACGGAGCUGGAGUUCUUUGAGCGGUCACAGCUAGGGAGCCUAUGCUGUGAUAACGCCGAAGAAGCAAAGUCCCUUAUCCCAAGUAUCGGAAAUAAGAUCUCAGAUGCAGACCUGCAGGAGCUCCUAGACGAGCUCACCAAGCUGCGAAAUUUCGUGGAGUGA
Molecule: messenger RNA, 453 nt
Organism: Trichophyton rubrum CBS 118892
Lineage: Eukaryota; Fungi; Ascomycota; Eurotiomycetes; Onygenales; Arthrodermataceae
Exons: 3
Coding region: 1-453 (150 amino acids)
Biological process (GO): mRNA export from nucleus in response to heat stress; transcription initiation at RNA polymerase II promoter; positive regulation of translational initiation
Cellular component (GO): P-body; RNA polymerase II, core complex
Molecular function (GO): nucleotide binding; translation initiation factor binding
Source: RefSeq, a predicted model, not a curated record